AGGGUAGCAAUGCUCCAGUUAGCCGUUAUUUACCUGCUAGUCCCGUGGACGUCAAAAUCACCUACGCUCCCAAACGACAGGAGAUCUCCAAGACCACGUACGAGCACGACGUUAACACUUUCUUCUUAGACACCAAUCUUCACGCAGGCCAGAAACUGAAGCUGCAUUUCCCCAACACCCAAAACGACGCCAAAUUCUUGACCCGCAAAGCCGCCGAAUCCAUGCCCCUUUCGACCAACAAGUUGCCCGAAAUCCUCAAACACUUGGGGAUAAAACCCGAUUCGAUUCAAGCCAAUAGAGUGAAGACCGCCAUCGAACAGUGCGAGGCACCCGCCAUCAGAGGGGAGGACAAGUUCUGCGCAACAUCACUCGAGUCGCUGAUCGAUUUCGGGGUCUCGAAGCUCGGAAGAGGAGUUCAGGUCUACUCAACGGAGGGGAUUAAGGGUGACAAUGGGACGAAGCAGGUUUAUAGCAUCUCCAAAGGAGUGAAGAAGAUAGGAGAGAGGUCGGUCGUUUGCCACAAGCAGAAUUAUGUUUACGCAGUGUUUUACUGCCACGAAAUCCACGCAACGACGGCUUACAAGGUGUCGUUGGUGGGUUCCGACGGGACAAAUGUUGAGGCGGUGGCGCUUUGCCACGCUGAUACUAGUUCUUGGAGCCCUCAGCAUGUUGCUUUUCAGAUGCUCAAAGUGAAGCCCGGAAGCGUUCCCAUUUGCCAUUUCGUGUCUAGGGACAAUCUUGUGUGGGUCCCCUAAAUAACUAGCUAUAUAUAUACAUGUAUAUGUAUAUAUAACUAAAAAAGUUCCAUCAUAUGUAGUUGUUGGUGUCAAUUCACUAUAUAAGUGCACGUGCAGAAUAAGUAAUAAAAUAAAUAAGUAGAGUAUUAUUCUC
Messenger RNA from Morus notabilis, 891 nucleotides. RefSeq names its product BURP domain-containing protein 5. The record is from RefSeq and is a predicted model, not a curated record. The annotation marks the transcript as partial. The transcript has a single exon. NCBI's taxonomy places the organism in Eukaryota, Viridiplantae, Streptophyta, Magnoliopsida, Rosales, Moraceae.